CCGGCCAGGAUGGAGAGCAACGUGUCCUCCGGGAACUGUUCUGAUCCCCAGAUGUCCUUCCAGUCCACCCUCUACGCCACCACCUACACCCUCAUCUUCAUCCCGGGGCUCCUGGCCAACAGCGCUGCCCUGUGGGUCCUGUGCAGGUUCCUCAGCAGGAAGAGCAAAGCCGUCAUCUUCAUGAUCAACCUGGCCGUGGCUGACCUGGCCCACGUCCUCUCGCUGCCCCUGAGGACCUACUACUACAUCAACCACACCUGGCCCUUUGGGAACGUCCUGUGCCAGCUGUGCUUCUACCUGAAGUACCUCAACAUGUACGCCAGCAUCUGCUUCCUGAGCUGCAUCAGCAUCCAGCGGUACCUGUUCCUGCUGCACCCCUUCCGAGCCAAGGGCUGGAAGCGCCGCUAUGAUGUGGCCAUCAGCGCCCUGGUGUGGCUCUUGGUGGGGGCCGCCUGCCUGCCCCUCAUCAUCGUCAGGAGCCCAGCCCUGUCCAACUCCAUCAACAGCUGCUUCUCGGACCUGGGUGUGAAGCAGCUCAGCCCGGGGUCUGCCAUCGCGCUGGUGACGGUGGCAGAGCUGUUUGGCUUCGUCAUCCCCUUCGGCACCAUCGCCUGGUGCACGUGGAGGAUGUGGCAUUCCCUGCGGGACGGCCCCACGGCGCUGCAGGACGCCGGCGAGAAGAGGAAGGCGCUGAGGAUGGUCCUCAUGUGCGCCGCCGUCUUCUUCAUCUGCUUCACGCCCUACCACAUCAACUUCCCCUUCUUCAUGAUGGUGAUCGAGAACGUCAUCCGGGACUGCGCCGUGCACCGGAGCACGCUGCGCUUCCACCCCAUCUCGCUGUGCCUGGCCAGCCUCAACUGCUGCCUGGACCCCGUCCUCUAUUACUUCAUGACCUCCGAGUUCCAGGCGCAGCUGCUCCGCCACGGCUGCGUGGCGCUGAGAGCGCGGCUCCCGCCCCGCCGGGGCAGCGCCUCGGCCACCGACACUGCCCACGACAUCCGUGUCAGGAAGAGGAAUCUCCCUCGCCUCAAGUUCUGGUCUCUUCCCAAGUUCUUCGGCCAAAUAAACAGCAUGGACAUCCCCGCCGUGCCGCCCGAUGAGCUGCUGCUGGAGUCCAUCUCCUGAGCGUCGGCCAGCCCUGUCCGUGCAGGGGCUGCUCGGAGCUGCAGUGAGGGCUGCUCUGCUCUGCAAAUCCCUCUGGAAUUGUCCUUGUGUGCUGCAGAUGCCAGCACCCGGUCCAUAGGGACGUUGUGAUGCCAAAAGAUUUGCUGGUUGUGUUGUUGCUGCUGGGGACUGUUGUCUUCCAUCCCCUCAAAAGUCAUUGUUGAUGCCAAAGUUUCCCCUGUGCUGAACUGCAGUGGGUUCAGGUGCCUCAUUUCAGGUGUUUCAGUGCUUCUACAUAUUUGUCAUUUUGGGGAAUCCUUCUGAACCCCGAGCUGUGAGUGAGUUGCUCAGCCUUGGCACAGCUCUGGGGAUUUCAGCCCUGAUGCUCACACGGGGCUCUGCAUCAGGACACUUCAUUAUCUCCAUGUAAACUGAACCUUUCCCACUGCAAAAAUGCAUCACCUGGGUCCAAUCCAGCCUAAUUUGGACUGCAAGGCUAUAACCAAGCAAAGAGCAUUAACCUGUAUCACAUCAGUGUUAUAAGGGAGGGUUCUAACAAACUGGGCUCAGCUCACCUGCUGGAAAAUGCACCCAGGGCUGAGCCAAAGGAUCCAUCUGGCCCCUGGGAGCUGCAGCUGCUAGACUGAUCAUGGGGAAUCGAUAUUUGAAUGACAAAUUAUGAUAGCUAUGCCACAAAGAGGGAGCUGUGCCACCUGCCAGGGCACAGGAAAUCACAGCUCUGUUGUGAGCUGCAAAAACAGGGACUUGUUGGUGUCUCUUGUGUUGUUAUUUGGAGUCUUGUGUUAAUUGUCGUGUUGCUGACGCGUGUGGUUGCACAUGAAGAUGUUAUCCAAACCUUCAGUUUUGCUUUGAGCACCAAAAACCAUCCCAACCCCCACUGGGUACUGAGAAAAUUUACAGAACUGACUCCAGUACACCCUGAAAGCUUCAGACUCUGAGGAAAUAAAAUGAUCCCAAUGUGUA
Messenger RNA from Sturnus vulgaris (Common starling), 2088 nucleotides. The record is from RefSeq and is a predicted model, not a curated record. Lineage: Eukaryota; Metazoa; Chordata; Aves; Passeriformes; Sturnidae.